AUGAUGAGCUACCGUACGUACUUCAGUGAAUCGUGCUCAAAUUCGGGCGAUUGGACUAAGAGCGACUGUGUGAGUCUUGACGAGUUCUGCUAUCCGCUGCCUGCAGAUCCACAUCAGCUAAGUGGGACGGACGUACUGCUUUUGAGCUCAUUUCCAGCGGCUGCUGUUCGCUUAGCAAAGAGCUUGGUGUAUCGCAAAGAAGAACUCUACGACGACGACGACGGCGGCGGCGAAAUGCCGAGGCGGAUUCGUGAGCAAAUCCUGGAAGUGACAAAAACCGUGACAGUAACAGAGAUCGUGAACUCUGCUCCAGAUAAACAUCCACGAUCGUGUGAGGUGACAGUCACAAAUCUCGCAUCGGAUACCUCCCAUCCGGUUUCUGUAAAAAUCAGUCAUCUGCACGAGCGGCAAUCAAUCGACCAUAAUGAAGCAGGAACGCAAACACCGACGGUGACAGUCGAAGAGCACACUUGGGAUGCGGUCGAUACCGCUCCAGACGGCACGACACGAAUCGAACAGGAGAAGCGGUCGAAGGUGGAGCGUAUACGACGCAGAAAUAUGCCUGUCACGACAACUUUUAACCUUCCAACAGAUAAUGUUAUUGAUCUGCAGUUCACGCAACCUGUUUUGAUUGAAAAACACGAUCAGCGACAGCCAAAGGCGCAUACAUUUGAAACAUUCGCAAGCGGACCGGUACAUACGCUCUACUACCGGAAUUUUUCGGAUUCGGACAAUCCGUUGGACAUCGUUCGACCGACUUACGCUCAACCUGACGUUCUUCAAAGAAGUUCGGUUGUCGAUGAGACAGAUCUCGGAUCUAUGGCAAGUGACGGAUCUAGUGGAGGCAGCAUUAUCAUCCACGCUGACGAUAGUUCACCAGGCAGAGCAUUGUCAGCCGAGGGCUACUUCACUACUCCUAUGAAAAGCUCAGAAAACUCUGAACCCCUGGAGAAAGCAAAUAGCGAUGACGGAGUUCCAAAAAGGCCUGAAAGAAAUCUGACGAACAAUCGACGAAGUCGUUAUAUUGUGACGUCGAAGGAGGAAACCAAGGAGUCAGAUCGUGAGCCAACAAUCCGGUGGAUCUAUGCCGAAUUUGAUCCAUCUUCGAAAAUGAAAGAGGGUAACGCCAGAAGUGCUGGUGCGGGUGGAGAUGAAGUGAAAGGAGAAACAGCGAAAACCUCAGCCAAAAAAGAACAGCUUCCGUGCACAUCCAAAUCAAUACCUAAUGGACAUGCGAUCUUCAACAAAAGCUCGAAUGCGACGCGGAGCGAGCAUCUGAUGUCGGUCACAUCAAAACCGACAGCGGUAGCUUCGAAGCGACCACAAAACGCCUGUGAAAGCACUUCAUUCAUAGCGAAUGAUGCUCUCACGGGAUGUGGUCCCAGCGUUCGAACUGAUCAAGAGGAUGUUUUUGAAAGGAGACGUCGUUCGACACCACCAUUGAUGACAUCGACACCGUACACAACACUUGAGCGGAAGGACAGAUCCAGCGUGGACAUCAUCAGUGACCGUAAUGAAUUGAGACAAUCGCAAUCAUUCCCAGUAAUACGUUUGGAAAAUGGCUCUGAUAUCGGUAACAAGGAGAACGACGUGGGCCACGAUGAAGUUGGUGGUGAACUGGUACCUGCAUCGCCUCGUCGAGUUCCGUCGUCGCCGAUCGUUGUCCUCAACCAGAGCAGGAAGAGCAGCCUCGACCAACAUUUUAAUUCCGGCGAGCGGAGACGUCGCAAAUCCACUGUCACGGACAUCGACUGGUUUGCUGCCUUUAAGAUGAAGGAACCUUCCACACCUAACUCUCCGGGCUGUGCAUUCGUUCUGGAUGUGAUGAAGCAAGCCGACGCCGCCGGUGAACACACACAUCCACUCUACGAAACGACCAGGCAUCACGUGACGGAGGCCCCGAAGCCGGUCGAAAUCGACAUGGACGAGAUUUUCUGUGUCAAUUCCGGCAGCACAGAUACGAAAUCGUGUCCGUGUAAUGCGUGCUACCUCACCAAGCUCAGCGACGACGAGAGAACAAGAUUUCUACGAAGAUCCUCGAGAAGGAGGAAGGUGCGUCCAGCUGAGAAGACCAUGUCGCAGCCACCAACAUCCAGCAACAAUGUACCAACAAUGGACAUUUCUCUGGACGAGGUAUUUGAACCCCACAGAGCAUCGCGAAGUGCUGCGAGCACGAACAGUGAGGACGAGAGGCAUGCGAGCAGAAGCGUGGAAAACUCAGGUCCGCUAUCUCCAGAGGAUAUGAAAAACGCCAAGAAAACAACUUUUUGUCCGGAGAAAACCACUUCACUGUCGUCUCAGAAAGAGAAAACAGAGAUUAAUCUGGAUGAGAUUUUUCCAACAACGAAUUCUUGUGAUGGAAACCUCAGAGAACAUAAAAGAAAGUCGGAGACCACCCAGUUGUCUUACGAAAAGGCGUUCGCAAAAGAAGUGGAGAUGAGUCCAGAAUUGCAACAACAGCAAAAACCAUUCAAUUGGGUAGCAGCGCUUGUUGGUACCAACUCCUCCGAUUUUUCAGCGAAUGAGACAAAAACGGGAGUAGUUCGUGCUCCCAGAAUCGAGUGCAGUGAUGCUCAUAUAGAUGUAGACGUCAACAGAAAUAAACCUGAUGACUUCAGUAGCGUUUCUACCAUAAGUUCUACGGAAAUCAACGGACGAAGUUCUCCCUCCAACGGGCUCGAAGGAACGGAAGAUUGGUUGCAUAACAUUGUAAAGUCGGAGAAGUCUGAGGAACAAAAGACGAGCAUCAGUGACGAAGAAAAGCCAUCCGAUGUUAGCCGGAAAAUGACGUCAGCUCAACAAUUAUCAGACGACUUGAUGCAGACAGUCUUCAACCGAGAAGGCACAAGUAGUGGAUGUGAUGGUAGAAAGUGCCGCUGCGCCGCCUGUACGAUUGACAUUCGAACCGCUCCGACGACGAACGGAAGCGGGCACGGCGAGCACACGAGCGGAGAGGUACAUCGAUCAAAAAAUAAAGCAGCAACGUCAAUUCAAAAAGACCCUGCCACUUGUUCGAAGGAUAACAUCGAAGAAAAAACCUCGGAUUCCUCUUCCAAAGUUUACGGUGACCCGCGAGAUCCUCCUGAUUCCAAUGAAUCUGAAGCAAUCCACUUUCCACCUGGCCGUACAACACUGGUUGGCGACGUCCUAAGAAAGCCAAGUAUCCUCGAAGAAACUUCAUUUAACACAGACCACUUGUCAUCCAUAAGCGAUGUUUCGAAGGCAUACGUACACCGUUUGACUCAGCUCAAAUCAGAGCUCGAUCUGGAGGAGAAGGACAAAAACCAGGGGCCUUCUGUGAGCGUGCCGAAUUUGAACCCUCAUGACAUCUCUGAGCACGGUGGAAACCACAUGCCCCGUGCUACGUUUUAUUCUGCAGAACCGGAUAGUUUGAGUGAGGAGGCUUUGAAACGCGAACCAAUAAGCGAUGAGGCGUUGAUCGACGCAGUGUUCAGCGCUGUGUUCGAGGGAGAGUCAAGUGAGAUGACGAGCUUGGGUGCCGCUUCCUCCUCGCAAAACCUUCUUGCUCCUGAUCGACCUUCCACAGACGAAGAUGCUGAGAAGAACCACGAUAAAUCGGAACCAGUGGAGCUGCUCAACCAAUCCAUGGACGAAGCGAUAUUCUCGGCGUCAAGAAGUUUGCGGAAACACGAUGACGACACGAAAGAAGAAACUCUGGACACUCCUGAGAAAUCAAGUGACAAGGACCAGCAGGAGCAACUCGAUUCUGCACCUGUAGUGGACUCUAAGGAGGGCAGUGGAGAACAGGAAAAGGAUGCAAUCAUGGAGGCCGUGUUCACCUCAACGAUCGACAAUCAGCAGUUCAUGGAAUCUGUUAUCUCGUACCCAGGAUCAGCUUCAUCAUCCAGAAUUACCUCGUCGGCGACUACUCCGGGACCUAAUAGGUCUCGAAAAGACUCUGAGGUCUUUUUUGCAUCAAACACAGGCCCAGCUCCUGAGGGCGAUGUCACCUUCGUAUCGAACGCGAGUGUCGUCAUGAACAACACGCAUUCAUCGUCCGAAGGUGAAUUUGAUGAGGAUUAUAUCAUAAAAUUAGUGUUCUCGGAGAAAAACGAGGAGGCAGUGCCGAAAGACGGAGCGCCUAUCAUAGAAACUCCACGGGAGCGAGUGGAAAAGACGGUGAGACCUCCUCCAGUAGAAGAUCCAAGUGAGUCGGCCAUUGUCUCGGCAAAUUCAGAGAUCGAUAAUCGAUCGCUGUCACCAAUGGAGAACGACAUGGACGGGAAAGCGGACGAGGAACUUCUGGAGGUUGAGGUUUUCCCGGGAUAUUUCCACAUAAAGGGGAACUAUUCGCUAGUUGUCGCUAAGGGUGAUCCUUUGGGAGUUCUGCUCGCAGACGUCCACUCGAAGGGAUCCUCCUCGUCCCUAGAUUUCUCAAUUACACCAAAGCUACGAAGAAUGUUGAUACAGUGUUUCAAGGAAAAGACUCGGCCUAACAUAGAAGGAGCUGAUAUGAUCUGUUAUCGAGCUCGAAACCUCCUUACCGAAGAGGACGUAUCGGAUAUUGUGUACACUAUGAUGGAAAAAAACCGCUUCAACGCCGAAUCGAAUCCAGAAGGCAACAUCAAUUUUUGCACGGCAGAAAACAAUCUCUGUACGAAAGAAGUGAUGGAACAGUUGAAGAGCAAAGGUUUCUCUCCGGACGAAUCUCAUCUGAUACACUAUCCCCCAGCUGGUGGAUACAUAAGCACUAAGCAAGCAGUGGCUAAGUACAUGGCGGAAUUCAUGUCCAUCGAACCGCCUGAACAAGAACUAGUGAUUCUUCCUUCCUCCACUUCUGGAUACGAUAUGUUAUGUCAUUGCACCUGUGAAGCUGAAGAUAUUGUCCUGACAAGCGUUCCUACCUACGCCGCUUCGGUGAGAAAUUGCGGAUUUCGUGCUGAAUGCAGAAUUCGUCCUGUUGAGAUGGAUAUGGAGUCGCCCAGGCUGGACGUUGACGCUUACCAGAAACAACUGGAUUAUCAUAAUGCUAGGGGGGCUAUCGUGGGAGCUGUGCUCAUAAUCAACCCGCACAAUCCUCUAGGAAUAGUUUUCCCGCCAGACGAUGUGCUAAAGUUAUGCAAUUGGGCAACAAGGAAUAACCUCGUGGUGCUUGUGGAUGAGUCGUUUUCGUCGUGCGUAUUCGCGCCUGAUUCAUCGUUCAAGAGUUUUCUUAGCUACAGAAAUCGAUUAGAAAACCCCGAAAAUGUGAUCUACUUGUGGAGUUUGAGCAAGGACUUCGGCGUUCCCGGUCUGAAACUUUCCGUUGUGCAAUCGUGCUGUCCGAAGUUGAUCGAGUCGCUGGGCACGCUCGAGCGGAUUCAUCCCGUUUCAGCAGUAGCACAAGAUGUCGCGGUGGCGAUUCUCACGGAUUUCGAGUGGUUGCGGAACUUCCAUGACACAAAACUGAAACGGUUGUCAGCUCACUACAAGUAUGUAGCUGAUCACCUUCGUCAAAUGGCUCUUUCGUUUUGUCCAGCAGUAGCUGGCUGCUUCGUUAUGGUCGACUUCAGAAAGCACCUGCGCGCUCAGACCUUCGCGGAUGAAUUGUCACUGUUUCAAUCGCUGUGCGAUCGAGGAGUAAUGCUGACUCCCGGUCAACAUGUUUUAUGUCAACAACCCGGAUGGAUGCGUCUUGUGUUCAGUUGUGAUAAGAAGGAACUGAUUGAAGGCAUUAACCGAAUUCGGAAUACUGAGCAGUGUCUUCCGUUUUUGCAACAUGUUACGAGAAAGCAUAUCGUGUUGUAUUGA
Messenger RNA from Necator americanus (New World hookworm), 5751 nucleotides. RefSeq lists its product as uncharacterized. Bases 1 to 5751 code for a protein of 1916 amino acids. Gene Ontology annotation, biological process: amino acid metabolic process; biosynthetic process. The transcript is spliced from 29 exons. The record is from RefSeq and is a predicted model, not a curated record. Lineage: Eukaryota; Metazoa; Nematoda; Chromadorea; Rhabditida; Ancylostomatidae. Gene Ontology annotation, molecular function: transaminase activity; pyridoxal phosphate binding.